This is a messenger RNA of Dreissena polymorpha, 2821 nucleotides long. RefSeq names its product U4/U6.U5 tri-snRNP-associated protein 2-like. Bases 38 to 1891 code for a protein of 617 amino acids. The transcript is spliced from 14 exons. Lineage: Eukaryota; Metazoa; Mollusca; Bivalvia; Myida; Dreissenidae. Gene Ontology annotation, molecular function: cysteine-type deubiquitinase activity; zinc ion binding. Gene Ontology annotation, biological process: protein deubiquitination; spliceosomal complex assembly; mRNA processing. The record is from RefSeq and is a predicted model, not a curated record.
CGUAAAUUUGUGACGUAUUUCACACCGGCACGCAAACAUGGCGGAAAAUACAACGUUAUCGGAACGAAAUAAUAUAACAAAUCAAGAAUCUGGUGCGUUCAAGCGAAAAGGCGACAACAACACGGAAAAAGAAAGUCCGAACAAAAAACGUAAAUCCAUUGAUGAUGACAAAUCUCGACGCAAAAGUUCCCCGGAACGAAAAGAACGGAAGAAAGAAAAGAAAUCAAAACGGACUAAAGAUGAAAAACAUAAAAGCAAACCGUCAAAGACAAACCUUAAGAAAGAAGUUGAUGAUUCAUUUUAUGAAGAAGAUAUAGUACCUGUUCAAGAUCCAAAAGUUGACAAAAGUAGAAUCUGUCCGUACUUAGAUACAAUCAACAGGUCUGUUCUGGAUUUUGACUUUGAAAAACUGUGUUCGGUGUCCCUGUCCCACAUCAAUGUCUAUGCCUGUCUGGUCUGUGGAAAAUAUUUCCAAGGUCGAGGCAACAAGUCACAUGCCUACACUCACAGUGUACAGGAGAGUCACCAUGUGUUCCUCAACCUGGCCACUCACAAGUUCUACUGCCUGCCAGACAACUACGAGAUCAUAGACUCUUCACUAGAGGACAUUAUUUACGUCUUGAAUCCCACAUUUACGACCAAUCUCAUCUCCCAGUUUGACGGCACAUCAAAGAUGUCCAGAGCAUAUGAUGGCACUACAUACCUGCCAGGGAUUGUUGGUUUGAACAACAUCAAAGCAAAUGACUACUGCAAUGUGAUACUUCAUGCAUUGUCCCAUGUCACUCCAUUGCGGAACUACUUUCUUCAAGAGAGCAAUUACAAGGGCAUCAAGCGCCCGCCUGGAGACCAGAUGUUCCUAGUUGUUCAGAGGUUUGGUGAGCUGCUACGUAAACUCUGGAACCCUCGGAAUUUCAAGGCUCACGUCAGCCCUCAUGAAAUGUUGCAAUCAGUCGUAUUGUGCAGCAAGAAACGCUUCCAGAUCACUUCACAAGGUGACGCCCUGGAGUUCAUGUCCUGGUUCCUCAAUGCCCUGCAUGGAGCCCUCAACGGCACUAGGAAGCUGGCCAGCUCUAUCAUCAACAAGACAUUCAGGGGCAAAAUGAGGGUCUUCUCCAGAAAGGUCCCACCCUUGGAAAUGGCGGAACAUGAGAAGCAGAAGCUGCUGCUGACGGAGGAGUACCAGGAGGUUGUGGAGGAGAUCCCCUGGCUGUACCUGACCUGUGACCUCCCACCCCAGCCCCUCUACCCCGAUGAGCUUCAGGAGAACAUCAUCCCACAGGUGCCCUUCCACAACAUCCUCGCCAAGUUCAACGGGGUCUAUGAGAAGGAGUACAAGACACACAAAGACUCGACACUCAAGAGGUUCGAACUCACUAAGCUGCCUCCGUACAUCAUCGUCUACAUCAAGAGAUUCACCAAGAACUUCUUCGUUCAAGAAAAGAAUCCAACAAUUGUAAACUUCCCUAUCAAGAACAUUGAUUUCGGGGACCUGCUGCCUGCGGAGGUGAGAGCCCGCCACAAGUACACGACCUAUGACCUCAUGGCUAACGUCGUACAUGAUGGGGAGCCUGGAGCGGGCAAGGGGACAUACAGGACCCAUAUUCUUCAUAAGGGCUCUGGUAAGUGGUACGAACUGCAGGACUUGCAUGUGGCGGACAUCUUACCCCAGAUGAUCACUCUGUCAGAGAGCUAUAUUCAGAUCUUUGAACUGCGGACUGAUAUUCCCAACCUGAGCUAUUCUCCAACCCCAGCCUCUGGUACCCAGCACACCACUGUACCAGCUGACAAAACAGUGAACCAGACAGUCACACACGCUGGUCCCCAUCUCCCUGCAGGAUUGGGCCAAACUGGAGCAGGGAACCAAGAUGAUGAUAUGGACACAGGGGAAUGAGGCGUGGAAUACAUGCUAGGGUGUCAUUUCUUUCAGAACUGGCCACAUAUGUGUGGUUCAUUUCAGGAAUUGUCGCUUAUGUGUUUUUCUGACUGGAAUCAAUCAUAUUGUUUUAUUUCUGAUAGGAAUGGACACUAGUGUGUGAUUUCUGAAAGGAAUGGACGUUAAUGUGUGAUUUACAACAAUAAUCAACGUCAGUGGUUGAUUUCUAACAGGAAUGGACACUAGUGUAUUAUUUUUUACAGGAAUAUAAGAUAGUUUGAGAUUGCUGUCAGAAAAAGACACUAGAUUUUAUUUUGUUAGAACAAGUCACUAGUAAUGUUAUUUCUGGAGAGAAGAAAAACAGAUGUCAGUGUUGUUAUUUCUGAUAGUAAUUUUCAACCAUAAUUUAUGCUGAGAUCGGCAUGAUAAGAAAGCAUGAAAUUAACUGCAAAGGCGUAAUGUAAAAGGUUUUAAAGAUGGAUUUAUGUGUGAAAAAUGAUAUUUAUAAAAAAAAUCAAAGUAGCACAAUAAGUAGCCAGUUAAAAUGCAUACAGAAAGUCGGUUUCGAGCCUAUGUUAAGAAUAAAUAUUAAUGGUUUCAUUACACUUUAUAAUCUGUUUCACAGAGCAAAGCUUUAUUGUUUGUUACCGGCAAUAAAUUAUAGGUAAACCAUUUUGUGUGUUUUUAAUAAUAAUCUGUAAACUGGUUACUCCAGCAUGCAAAGCUUUGCGUCAUCAUAGAUAUCUAUGUUAUUUGAGAGAUGAUUGCCUCUAUUAUUUGACUGAUAGUACAAUGGCUUAAUGAAGUGUUGUUAGAGCCCUGAUUUAGAGGCUAAAUAUAAAAUACUAGUAUACAACUACUAUAUGUUGCUAUGUGCUCUGUUAAUGAUCACUCUUUUAUGCAGCUUACUGAGCUACAUGUAAAUAAAUAUUAUAAAAUUACAGAAAA